CACGGAUAAUCGACAUACUAUCUUUCAAGAAAAAUGGGAUGCCUGACAAGUGAAUAAUUUUGCGUUACACUACUGACCUUCAUCGUAUCCAACGCCUCCUGUAAAAGCUAUAGUGACAUGUAUAUUCAAUGAUUUUUGUAACGACAGUAAUAGCUGUCGUUUGAAGUGACGUGUUCUUGGCUGGCUUCGUAGAUUCCCUCAUAAUAUAUGAAAUAACCGUGAAAAUAAAGGGGAAUUUCCAUAUAAACUUAAAAUAUCCUCAACACUAAACUGCAAAUAUUCGUAUAAUAAAUGAAGAAGUCAAAAACGUCAAACGUUAUUUCGACCAUAUCUCAGAAACAACUGAAGGACAUUCAAGGAUAUUUCUCACGCCAAAAUGGAAUUAGACAGGGAAUACAUGAAAAUGGGACUGCCUUCGGAUCAUUGGCGUUAAAGUCAAAGCCCUCAGAUAAUGAAGCCAUUAUAGAUUCCGUCUUAAGGGAUGUCAUCGACUUGAACCGUGAUAAGCUUCCGGAAUCAUCCUUGGUAAAAGUUCUCACUUCAGUAUAUCUAGACGCUAAAUCAAAGCUUGGAGCCAAUGUGUCACAGGAUACAACACAGCAGAGCUUGGUUUGCAUCUCCCAGAAUGCUCCUAAAAGUCCUUUAGAUUCGAAGAUGCCCGAUCCAAACAGCAAACUAAGCCAAUGCGCCAUGUCAGUCUCAGAAAAAAACAAACAUCAGUGGAGUGAAGAUGAAGCUAACUUGUCAACUCAAAUCACUCACAAAAUAUGGGAUAAACAACCUGGUUGCUUGGAUACACCUAAUUUUCGGAAACUAGAAGCUUUAAAUGUUGUUUCGGAUACUAAAGUCGAUUUCCCAACCGGUAAACCUAAUCCCGAGUCCACAGAAAAACUGUCUAAUUCGAACACAAUUAGCGACAAUCGGAUAGAUAAUAUUCCUGCUCUUACUCCUAUGGCUUUUGGUUCUGGACAAGAUGCUCAUUUGUCAAAACAAGAAGAAAAUCGUCGGCAGUGGAAGGCUGCAUUAGAUGAACAACUGAAAGAGCAACAACUUAUGCGAGGCAAAAAUCUUCAGGAACUGCAAAAGGAGUGCGAAUUCAAUAAAAUUCAGUCAGGAUCUUCUUCAAAUAACUGCGGACAUUGUGACAACUCAAAUGAAUUUCAUGGAUUAAGUAUAUCGAACAAUCCAUCUAACAGCGCAUUGGCAUCACAUCCUUCGGCUAGUCAUUUUAUGUCGUCAGGUUUCUUUUUACCUGAUUCAACUGUUACCAACGAUUUCCAUGCAUCAUCUAGAAAAAUGGAUACUCCUAACCAACCCUGGAAGGUUGGUUUUAAUCGUGUUCGAGGUUUUACUCAACAACUGUAUAUAGAUUCCUUGGAAUCCGCUGAACGUGCACGACUCGCUCACGAAACUAGAUUGAUAAAUUUGAAACAAAUCGAAGAAAAACGUCGUCUAAAAGAAGAAGAGAAAGCAAGACUCCUUAUGGAAGAGAAAAUGGAAGAAGAGCGUAUCUCACGUGAACGUCUUCGAUUACAACAAAUGGCCGAGGUUGAAAAUGCUCGAAAGAUAGCAAAAGAUAUGGAAGAAUUUCAACGUACACAAUACUUAUAUGAAUCACUUGUUCGCGCUCAAGAAGAAGCGAAGCUGACUAAAAUUCAAAAACAUCCAUGUUACUCAGAAUUAAAACGAAACAGGGAUUCAUUAAGUCAAAAAGCCGUCAUACAGUCUGAAUUACUUGUCCCAUAUUUGUCUAUUGCAUCUGAGGUUGAAAAACAGAGUCAAAAUAAUCCUUUGUAUGCUUUCCUAUCUUCAUCCGGUUGUAAUGCGCCAGAUUCUGUUGCAUAUCCUAAGAAUUCAUUGGCUGUUCAAACUUCGUUUCCCGAAAAUAUCGGCAUUCAAACAGAAAACUUCGAAUGGACUAAUUCGAAAGACAAACAAGUUUCGAAUAAUCCAGAUUCGAAAAAUCAAAAUAAUGGCACUCCUGCUCACAAACUAAAACCCAGUGACAACAAAUCAGUAAAGAAUAAUCUGAGUAAAAUGUCGGUAUCUGUGUCAAAUCAACAAAAACAACAGUAUCGACCAAAUCGAUUAACCUCAAAUUAUAAACCUACAAAUAAUAAUAAUUUAGUUAAUAAUAAAACAAAAGUAUCACAACUACUAAAAGGUAAACGAGUUUCAAAAUCUCAAUCAUUUAAUUCUGAUUCAUAUAAUAAUAAUAAUAAUGAUAAUGACUUUUCUAAAUCAGCCAAUGAACAAUCAAAAUUAUCAAGCAGUAAUAGCGCACAAACAAUUAAUUCAUUUACCGGUACGAAUAAGUUCGAAAGUAGAUCUGUCCAAGAUGGAAGUAGUAUGAAAUCACGUAUUCCCAUACCGAUAUCUACAGCCUACAGUAUAUCGUCAACUUCAAUGCCAAAACAUCAAGUUUCAACUAUCAACACUGAGUCUCUAAAUAAUACUACAUUUCUUAAUCAUGAAAAUCCUUAUGGGCCUGCGGAUCUUAUUCGUACUUAUGAUGUAUUGAUUCCGAAUGAUGCAAAUAUAAUAUUGCCUGUCAGUCAUGAACCUGGUGUUGUUGAGAAUACUAGGAAAUCAGAAGUCAAAGAUUCGCUUCGAAAUUCGAAUACAAAACAUGAGCGUUCAAUUACCCGACAAGAUACUAUUUUACAACAGUUAUCAGAAAUUCGUAAGGGUUUACAAUUACGUCAAAUGUUGUGUGAAUCAAGCACUUAUGAAGAUGAUAUUAAUUAUUAAAUGGAAGAUACAAUACAUGUGUUUUAUUUGUACGGUGAAUUCUACACGACAAAAGAAAUACAACAUAUCAUUUUACUAAUCACUUUUCUAUAUUUCUAUUUAUGUAUUAUGUAGAUUUUCUGUGAUGACUUGUAUCAUUAUUUUUUUUUGGUAAUUUUUUCUCAUGAGGAGCACAGUGGCAGAAAUAAUUCUGUCAUCAACAUAUCAGUAUGAUUAAUGCCAUUGACAUUUAAUUCUUCUAUAGAGUUGUUCAUUCAUUUUCAUAUAUUACUUUCUUCUAGUGUAAAUUGUCAUUUUUGAAACAGUCGACUGGUACUUGCAUUUAUCAACUUAUCACUGUUAGUUGUUUCAGCAUUGAAAGUAUUACUAUCCGCGGUAUACAGGACGUCAGGAUUAUUACUAAUACCAAAAUAUUCUUUCAUUUAGUUUUUUUCCGCUUUUGUUUAAAUAAUGUAGUUUGAUUCCAUGCAUUUCAUUUUUAGGAUUUUGAACGGUGUUAUAUAUUUUGAAAAUAUAUGUAAUAAAUUUAUUGACAAGAAUAUUUUCUCAAUUUUAUCGUCUGUGUAUACUCAUGCUCUGAAUUUUUUUUAUUUAUUUACGAUUAAUUACCAAAGGUUUAUAACUGUCGAUAAUCUGAUUAUGCAACCAGUCGUACUGACAAAGUUGCUAUGUCAGUGACAAAUUAUUUGCUAGGUGAUUAGUUUUAAUUAAUCUGCUUGUUUGCAAUGUCAGAUAGAUAAAAUAUUUAACUAUCAUGCGGUUUAUAGUUUACAGUUUGAGGUUGUAUCGAUUUAGUUGGGUGUCUUUUGUGUCUGUUUUCUUAUAUAAGUUGAAUCUAUUAGUUUGGAGAGAAAAUGUAAGGGAGUUUAGAUUCAGAUAUAAUUCUCUGACAACUUGUUACUUUUAUUUUUUUAAAAAGUUAACAGACUAACGAAGAGAAAACCCAACUGACUUCAUUCAUAAUUUAACGUAUUUCAUUUAGCGUUUGGCGUAUUUAACAGAUAUUUAAGAAACUGUCAUUAGUCAGACAAUUUCAUUGAUCUAACAUGCGUAUGCGGUAUCCUACUUCAGUGUAUAUGAACUAAAUAUAUCUGAACAAUUGCUUAUUUAACAUCAACUUCUUUAUAUGUUCUCAUUAAUUCUUGUUUGUCGUGCAUAAUAUUUAUUAAUUAAAUUAACAGUUAUAACAAUCUAAUUAUUAAUAUUACGAAAUCACCAACCUGAUGUGACUUCACACAUUUAUCUUCGAGCCACACUUUAAGUGUGGGGCUAGCGAUAAUAUCCG
This is a messenger RNA of Schistosoma curassoni, 4036 nucleotides long. Lineage: Eukaryota; Metazoa; Platyhelminthes; Trematoda; Strigeidida; Schistosomatidae. The record is from the annotation of a GenBank genome assembly.